Messenger RNA from Exophiala spinifera, 1065 nucleotides. RefSeq lists its product as uncharacterized. Gene Ontology annotation, cellular component: Set1C/COMPASS complex. Gene Ontology annotation, molecular function: chromatin binding; protein binding. Lineage: Eukaryota; Fungi; Ascomycota; Eurotiomycetes; Chaetothyriales; Herpotrichiellaceae. The transcript has 2 exons. Bases 1 to 1065 code for a protein of 354 amino acids. The record is from RefSeq and is a predicted model, not a curated record.
AUGACCGCCGUCCAGCAGAAAGUCCAAGAUGUGGUCAAACAUUAUCGACCAGCAAGGCAAUUUCCUGGCUCCACGCGAUCUGACGGCAUCGACAGUCGUGUCACAUCCCUGGAUUUCGAUGAUAUGGGUGAAUUCCUUGUUGCGGCCUCGGACGACGAGACCAUGCAGGUCUAUGAUAUCAAAGAGGGAAAGAGAACGAAGGUCAUACCUAGCAAGAAGUACGGCAUACAUCUGGCUCGCUUCACACACCACCCACGCAAUGUGCUCUUUGCUAGUACGAAACAAGAGGACUCCCUGCGCUUGCUAGAACUGCACAACGAAAGUUUUGUCCGGUACUUUACGGCCCAUACUGCUCAAGUUACCUGCAUAGCGUUAUCGCCUGGAGGUGACCAGUUCUUAUCGUGCGGAAACGAUGAUAUGGUUUGCCUAUGGGACUUGAAUUCCAGAAGUCCGCAGGGCAAAUUAAAACUGGUGACACCCUACUUGGCUGCCUACGAUCCUUCAGCAAAUGUGAUGGCUAUAGCGUCACAAUCGACUUCCUCCAUCCUUAUGUAUGAUGUCAGGAAUUUUGAUAAGGCGCCAUUUGAGACAUUUGACAUGUCGCAGGCUGAAGAUAGAUAUACUCCGACCACCAAAGGACGGGCCUGGACGAGAUUGGAGUUCUCCAAUGAUGGAAAAAGCAUGCUUCUAGGGACGGACUACCACGGACAUUUCCUCUUAGAUGCUUACGAUGGCGCUAUCAAAUCAUUUCUGGUAGGUAAAACGACUGGCACGGGUAGAGCUGCGCCAGUAUCGACUUCCGGAAAGCCAUUGGGACAGGGCGACGCCUGCUUUACCCAGGACGGCAGAUACGUAAUUGGGGGGUCUGGCGAUCAAUCAGACUUGAUGGUCUGGGAUACUCAAGCAGCGACUGGUGGUAGACAGGACCCUACUGCUAGACUCGCAAGUCGUGGGAUCAAGUCUGCUGUUGUACAGUGCAACCCGAGAUACAACAUGCUGGCAACUGCGGACACAAAAGUCUGCAUGUGGUUGCCAGGAGAUCAAAUCAAAACACCAGACCUUUGA